Messenger RNA from Ostrea edulis (European flat oyster), 1659 nucleotides. Its product is annotated as fibrinogen-like protein A. The coding region runs from base 237 to 1274 and encodes 345 amino acids. Lineage: Eukaryota; Metazoa; Mollusca; Bivalvia; Ostreida; Ostreidae. The record is from RefSeq and is a predicted model, not a curated record. The transcript has 6 exons.
UUUGCAAAACAUGAUACGGCUGGAAACAAGGGGGUGUUUUCUAAACAGUUUAUAUCGAUUAUCGUUAUACUUAUAACACACUUAAUUGACUUUCUGAAGGUGUCUAUCAAUAUUUAAUUUGUUUUGUUUCUACAAAUACUCCAAAUGUAAUGAGGCACCAGACAAUUUAGUCUUACCUAGAAGUUUGAAUUAUUUCACGUUAAUCCCUUACAAGGAAUAGCAUAAACGAACUGAUAAUGAAAUCUGCAUAUACAGAGUUUACUAUUUUAAUGUUCUUAUUUUCGUUGUCCAAAAUUCCUGCUGCCCCAUUGCUUUCUCAAGAUACUUUCACGUACAUUGGGAAUAGUUUUUACAGUAACACGAGUCACGUGAGGACGGAGCUGUCCGCCCCGCUUCUAGGAGAUAUUGUGGGAUUCUGCUCCCGAAAUUGCUUCCGUGACCUAGCGUGUUAUGGAUUCGAACUGUGUACCCUGUCAGGUGGAAAUGAGAUAUGCCGCUUGACCAAUGGAGUUGCGAUGGGAUCUUUUGAUUUUACAGCCGGUGAAAUCUGCAAGCAUUAUUACAUGAAUCAUGCCUGUGGAACUGGAAUGGUGCCCAAUAAACUGACCGGCGUGUGUCAGGCCUUAAAUGUACAGGGGCAUGUAGCAGGGAUUUAUUCAGGAUGUUCUGACUGCGCAUGUGUCGCUCUGUCAUCGAGUGUAAGCGGGAUGUACUCGAUAACUCUAGACGGAGGCCUAGUGGACGUUCAGUGCGUUAUGAAGAAUGGAUAUGCAUACACGGUAAUUAUGGACAGGAAUGACGGAAGCGUGGAUUUCUACAGGACGUAUUCUGACUAUGAGGUCGGAUUCGGCAGUCCAUCAACAGAAACCUGGAUAGGAAACAAGUACAUUCAUUUGCUGACUACUGGAGGUAACACCGUGCUAAGAUUUGAAUUUGAAGAUUUCUCCUCGAACACUCGCUAUGCCGAGUACAGUAGUUUUAAUGUCCAGUCAGCCACAACCAAUUAUCUGAUGACUGUGUCCGGUUACACUGGCAAUGCAGGUGACAGUAUGACAUAUCACAAUAACGCCCCGUUCUCUGCCAAAGAUGUCGAUCAUGACACGAAUGCCGGAAAUUGCGCGGUGGAUUAUAAAACAGCCUGGUGGAACCUGAGUUGCCUGCGCACGAAAUUGACGGCGACCUACGGCUCCAGUGGAACCAACGUCAUGGGGUGGCAUGGUUGGGAAAGUUACAAGCCUUUAAAAGUGGUGAAAAUGCUACUUCGACACCCCUAAAAGUGUUUUGGAAGAAAACCGUAGCUCGCAGGCCCAAAUAUGUUUCUGUUUCUUCCGUCCUUCUCAAUCUACCUGGAGAAAUGCCCCAACUCAAAAUAAUUCAUUGUUACCUCUCAAAAAAAAAAAAAAAUUAGUUUACGAUUCGACGCCCCAAUUUCCUAGAAUAUUCAUUGAACUGAUAUAAUGUGGGGGUUUUUUUAUUGAAAGCUUAACAUGUAUAAAGAUAGAGGUGUACAUGUGCUCGAUGAAUAUUUAUUUUUUUUAUUAUUAUUAUUAUUAUUUUUCAACAUUCUGUACAUAGUUCAUGGUAUAUCUUCAUAAUAUAUACAUAUAAUAUAGAAUUGCAGAAGUGUUUAUUUCUUUUAGAGAGAGAGAGAGAAAGAAA